CUAUUGUCUUCUUUAAACUGAAUUUUGUCUAACUAAUUUUUGUCUAGUACAUCUGUCAAGCAAGCCAGAGUUUAUCUUCUUGACACCAUGCAUUUUGAGGAUGCAAUUGGACUCAAGUGGAAAAGGCAAUGCUAGCUCUAGGCAGCAGAUUGCAAGUGCCUUAGAGCAAAAGUAUGGUGUCUCUACUUUCAGUGGAGGAAGUGGAGAACAUGGAUUGAGGGAUCUAGUUUGGAACACCAUGUUUGAGAAGGAUAUGAGAAAACGUAUUUAGGGUAUUGACUCCUCAGAUGUUGUUCUCCAGGUCCUAAAAAUGUAAUGUGCUGCCUCUUUAUGGCUUCUUCUGUUGCAUUAUUCAUGAAAAUUUGUGUUUCUAUGCCCUUGAAUGUUGAAGAGAUAAAUGUGCCCAUCACUA
This is a messenger RNA of Rubroshorea leprosula, 412 nucleotides long. The record is from the annotation of a GenBank genome assembly. NCBI's taxonomy places the organism in Eukaryota, Viridiplantae, Streptophyta, Magnoliopsida, Malvales, Dipterocarpaceae.